Molecule: messenger RNA, 2878 nt
Organism: Dipodomys spectabilis (banner-tailed kangaroo rat)
Lineage: Eukaryota; Metazoa; Chordata; Mammalia; Rodentia; Heteromyidae
Gene: Tchp
Product: trichoplein keratin filament binding
Exons: 13
Coding region: 125-1660 (511 amino acids)
Biological process (GO): apoptotic process
Cellular component (GO): keratin filament
Source: RefSeq, a predicted model, not a curated record
GAAACGGCCCGCCGCGGGUGCAGCGCGGGCUGGGAGACUUUCGAGCGGGACGAGCGGAGUCCGGUCGCGGGCAUGCGGCAGUCCGAGCUCGGCGACUCUUGGGACACUCCAGGCGCAGAGAAUCAUGGCACUGCCCACGCUGCCUUCUUACUGGUGCAGUCGGAGGCUCCUGAAUCAGCAGGUCGUGCGCCAGCGCCAGCGCGAGCAGGAGGCCCAGCUUCGGCAGCAGUGGGAACUGAACCACCGUUAUUUCAAGAUGUCUGACGUCUGCAGCUCCAAACAGGCAGAAUGGAGUUCCAAGACCUCCUACCAGCGGAGUGUAAAGGAUAUUGUGGUGGGCUCCUUACCCAGCAUGCACGCCUACCAGCGGGAAAAGAUGAAGGAGGAGAAGAGGAAGAGUCUGGAGGCCCGACGUGACAAGCUCAGGCAGCUUAUCCUGGAGGAGCAGGACCUGCUGGCCAGGGAGCUGGAGGAGCUGAGGCUGAGCAUGAGCUUGCGGGAAAGAAGAAUCCGGGAGCAGCACAGGAAUCUAAAAUCAGCUCGAGAGGAGCAAAGGAAACUGAUUGCAGAGCAACUUCUGUAUGAACACUGGAAAAAGAACAACUCAAAACUAAGAGAGAUUGAGUCGGACCUUCACAAGAAGCAUGUGAUAAGCUCUUGGGAAACGCAGAAAGAAGAGAAGAAACAGCAAGAAGCUGCAGAAGAGGAGGAAAACAAGCGGCAUGAAAAUGAAUAUGAAACAGCCCGAAGGGAAGCGCUGGAGCGGAUGAAAGCGGAGGAGGAGAGGCGGCGGCGGGAGGAUAAGCUGCAGGCUGAGGUGCUGCGCCAGCAGAUGGAAGAGCUGAAGCUGAAGGAGAUGGAAGCCAGCAAACUGAAGAAGGAGCAAGAGAAUCUGUUAAGGCAGCAGUGUGAGCUGGAGAGGCUGGAGGAGGAGAGAAGGCAGACAGCGUCCUUCCUGCGCAAGGCAGAGCUCGGGCGCUUUUUGAAGCAUCAGUAUAAUGCACAACUUAACAGACGUGCCCAGCAGAUCCAAGAGGAACUGGAGGCAGACAGGCGGAUCCUGCAGGCACUACUGGAGAAGGAAGAUGAGGCCCAGCGCGCGCAACUGGCCAAGCGGGAGCAGGCCUUGGCUGAUGCGGCUUGGAUGAAGCAGGUCAUCGAGAAGCAGCUGCAGCUGGAGAGGGCAAGGGAGGAAGAGCUGCAGGUGCUGUUGAGGGAGGAAGCCAAGGAGAUGUGGGAGAAGAGAGAGGCAGAGUGGGCUCGCGAGCGGAUGGCGAGGGACAGACUGAUGAGCGAGGUUCUAACAGGAAGGCAACAACAAAUACGAGAGAAAAUUGAACAGAACCGGCGUGCACAGGAAGAGUCCCUAAAACACAGGGAGCAGCUCAUUCAGAGUCUAGAGGAGGCAAGGGAGUCGGCUCGGCGUGCUAAGGAGGAGAGUGAAGAACUAAAGUUGGCCAGGAAGCAGGAGCUGGAAGCCCAGGUUGCAGAGCGCCAGCUGCAGGCCUGGGAAGCAGACCAGCAGGCGAAGGAAGAAGAGGAGGCGGCCAGGCAGGCAGAGCAGCUCUCCGAUGCUUGGCUGCAGCAGGAGAUGAAGACCAUGACCCAGCAAGGCUACCGGCCCAAGCCUUAUGGACAUCCCAAAGUGGCGUGGAACUGAGCUCAUUGGUGCCAUCAGCACAGGGAAGGGCACCAAGUCUGUCAUGCGCAGCUGCCAGGCAGCUGUACAGUGCUUGGUUCAGGUCGGGCUUCAGAGCACUGUUGGGUAGUCCAGCCACACUUGCUCAGGUACAUGAGGCCUGGCCAGACAUUGUGGUGCUGGGGGUAUGCCCCACCGAGAUACUUCCUUGCUUUUCUCCUCCAAGACAGGUCUCAACAAGUUCACACAGCGCUGCCAAGUCUUAGGUUUAUAAUGUAAGAUCCUAGAAGGAUACUAAGAGCUACCUGCUGUUCUCCAUGGCAAGAUAGGUUUCUUCUAACCCGUAACUGUCAACCAUCAAUGAAGACUGAAGACAAAGUUUUCUCUUUUUAAAAUUUCCAUUUACAUUUAAUUAUUGCCUUGAAAACAGAGAUCUUGGUGCAGUGUAUGUUGAGGUUUAUUAACUUAGUGGUCCCAAAGGAAGAAAAGUAAUAUGAACUAAUGACCCCUCCCCAACAGUGUGGUGGGCAGUCCCUGGAUGCUUUGUUCAAAGGUGGCGAGAAGCAAGUCUGCCCUUCCUCAGGCAGUGUCUUGUCAGAAUUUCUGUAGAAGGACUGCAGGGUGGGCGGGAGCUCAGUAGCAGAGUGCUUGCCUAGCAGAUGCAAGGCUCAGUACCAUAAGAAAAAAUUUCCAGAGCAUCGUGCUCAAGGGUCCUCACCUGACCAACUAGGCAGGGGCAAGAUACUAGGGAGCUCUAGGGCCUACUGGGGGUUAUAUACGUAGAGGAUCUGUCCAAGACAGAACCACAGACAUCCCCAUCUCUCCUCUGUUCCAUCAGUGUGACACAGUUCUUAGUUUGUUGCUUCAAAUAGCUACAGCUCCUUGCAGCCAUUGUUUUUAUGAUCUGUAUUUUCCCAUACUCUUUCUCUGAGGUUUCAAUUUUCAUUAUGUUGUGCUCAAGUCUAGCUCAGUAAAUUACAGCUAAUUAUGGGCAUUUUCCUGUGGUUACUAGAAACCAGGGUUUAUUAAAAAGUCCUGUUUAAGGGCUGUAUUACCUUUUUCCUAUUGUGCUAUAAAAACAAAUUGUGUUGCAAACUGUGUCAUGACUCAUUCUUUCCUUUUCCUGUCUUGAAGUUCUUGUGCUGGGACCCCUGAGCACCACUCUUCUCAUGUCAUGUAUAUUUCUGCAUUUUGGAUGUUCAUUAAUUGUGCAAUAAAGUUCUGAUCUGGUGGUAUCAC